CAGUUCUGAGAUGCUGUUGUCUUAAUUUCUUUGUCUCCACAGGCUACAUUUAGAUGCUGUUUACAGCAGUAAAGAGAAUAUUACAUUUGAUCUAGACUUCUGUUUUAAUCCACAGGAAGAGAUGCGCACAGAAGCUCGUCGAAAAAAUCUCCUCAUUCUAAUUUUGCAUUAUUUAACGGAGGAAGGGUAUAUAGAUGCUGCAAAUGCUUUGGAACAAGAGACAAAAUUAGGUUUACGUGGCUUUGAAGUUUGUGACAACAUUGAUCUUGAGACAAUUUUGAUGGAAUAUGAAAGCUAUUACUUUGUAAAAUUUCAAAAAUAUCCUAAGAUUACUAAAAAAGUCCUAGACACUGCAGAAAAUAAACAGCAACUGAGAGCUGGAGGAAAGCCAAGAAGGGCAGCAAGCUCUUCUCAGAUUCUUCCAAGGAUCAAACAUCAGACAGUGCAGCGACCGCUGUCAAAAACCUUACCUGGGAAGACAACAGAAUUUAAAUCGUCCACAAAGGAAAGCCCCAAACAGACUAAUGAGAGUGCAGUUACUCCAGAGCAAUCUGACUUUGGCUUAAGCAUCUCGUCAAUCAGCAAAGCUGGAGGAGAAGGCACUCACCCAAGAAGGGGCCAAAUAAUUGACUUCCGUGGGAUGAUCCAGGAUGCCAUCAAAGUAUCAUCACAUGAGAUAACCUUGAGCAGCCUUAAUUGUGAUCCAGAUCCAUCAGAACGAUUAUUAAAACCCCUCAGUGCUUUUAUUGGCAUGAGUGGUGAGAUGAGAGAACUUGCAACAGUUAUAAGCAAAGAUAUUUAUCUCCAUAAUCUAAAUGUGAAGUGGGAUGAUAUUAUUGGACUGGAUGCAGCCAAAAGACUAGUCAAGGAAGCAGUUGUUUAUCCCAUACGGUACCCACAGCUGUUCACAGGCAUUCUCUCUCCUUGGAAAGGAUUAUUGCUGUAUGGGCCACCAGGUACUGGAAAAACUUUGCUUGCUAAGGCUGUUGCCACUGAAUGCAGUACGACCUUUUUCAACAUAUCAGCAUCCACUAUUGUCAGCAAGUGGAGAGGUGAUUCAGAAAAACUUGUCCGGGUGCUAUUUGAGCUUGCCCGCUACCAUGCUCCUUCCACGAUUUUCUUGGACGAGCUGGAGUCCGUUAUGAGUCAGAGAGGCACCGUGGCUGGUGGUGAACAUGAAGGAAGUCGACGGAUGAAAACAGAAUUACUGGUGCAGAUGGAUGGCUUGGCCCGAUCUGAUGAUCUUGUAUUUGUUUUAGCAGCUUCCAAUCUGCCAUGGGAGCUGGACCCGGCCAUGCUGCGGCGCCUGGAGAAGCGGAUCCUGGUGACCCUCCUGUCACAGGAAACAGAGGGCUACUCGGGCUCUGACAUCAAACUGGUCUGCAAGGAAGCAGCUAUGAGGCCAGUGAGAAAAAUAUUCAACGCUCUGGAAAAUCAUCAACCAGAUAACAGUAACUUAUCCAUGAUCCGACUGGACACGAUCACAACAGCCGAUUUCCUGGAUGUGAUCGCCCACACCAAGCCCUCAGCAAAGAACCUGAGCCAGAAGUACACGGCCUGGCAGAGAGAAUUCGAGUCAGUUUGAAAAGAACAGAACUACCCAAGCACCAAAAACUUUAAAGACUGUGGCCAUCCA
This is a messenger RNA of Tinamus guttatus (white-throated tinamou), 1636 nucleotides long. NCBI's taxonomy places the organism in Eukaryota, Metazoa, Chordata, Aves, Tinamiformes, Tinamidae. The record is from RefSeq and is a predicted model, not a curated record.